GUGUGGCUGGAGCGAUUUUUGCUGACGCAACAAAGCAGCCAUGGACGUGCUGGACUCUCCGCUGGCUAGUCUGUGGUCCCUCAUUGUCAGUGCGUCCAUGGAUGAUAUCUACAUUUACUACUGCUUCGUCUCGCCAUUCGUCGGCGUUCUGUUCUUCAUACUGGUGAACGUCGUGUUUGGAAUACUGGACGUGACUGGGAGACCUCGAGCACUCGUCAAGUACAAGAUCCAGGAAGAGAAACCAGUGCCACAUGCCACCUACCCUCUGGUGAUGUUGCUAGAGGUGGACAUGGGACGACAGCUCCCUUCACUGACUACCACAGUCUGGCAACUCCUUGUCUCCGUCAUAGUCGUGGAGAUUGGGUUCUAUUACUUUCACAGGUUGUUGCACCACCCUCUGCUGUACAGACGUAUCCACAAACAGCACCACGAGUGGAUAGCACCGGUUGCAAUGUGCUCCGUUUACUGCCACCCCGUGGAGUAUAUCCUCAGUAACCUCAUACCUGUUGUAGCUGGACCAAUGAUCACACGUGCCCAUGCAAGUGUCGGUCUUCUGUGGUACCUGAUGGUCAUAUUUGCCACCAGUGUCCACCACAGUGGCUACCAUUUCCCCCUCCUACCCUCCUCAGAGAGCCACGACUACCACCACUCCAAGUUCAAUCAGUGUUUUGGAGUGAUAGGGGUCCUGGACUACCUCCACGGGACCAACGAUAGCUUCAGGAGCAGCAAGGGCUACGAGAGACACACCCUUCUUCUGGGGACAGAUCCUGCCUAUGUUGUGUACCCUGACCCUGGAGAAAAGAGGGCCAAGCCCGAGUGA
This is a messenger RNA of Geodia barretti, 820 nucleotides long. The record is from the annotation of a GenBank genome assembly. Lineage: Eukaryota; Metazoa; Porifera; Demospongiae; Tetractinellida; Geodiidae.